CCACCACCGCGACCCGGGGCUUAACGUGGUACGUCAGCCCUGCCUGCGCUCUGUUGACGACCUGUUUGGCAUCUCGGUUGACAGUGGCGAAUGACUGCGCAGAGAUGAUCAAUGGUACAUUACUUGUUUUUCAUGCUUUUUGAGCUCAGACUGUAUGUUUCUCGUGCGAACCCAGCUGAUAACAACUUGAGGAAUCACUCUGGCUGCGGGUAGGCAGAAAGAAGGGAAAACACCAUAAUAAAACGCCAAUCAUGCGCAUGGACCCGACGCACAACUGUUUCAAUCAACUGGCUGUGGGCACGGAGGGUGAGUAGCUUGUGGCUGAUACUCUUCAUGUUGGGUCGUGGAGUGAAACGGAAGUGGGGUGUCCAGGAGGCUCAGCCGGUAGGGGGUGUGGACGCUGCAGACCCCAACUCCGCCUCGGGUGUGUCCUACCUGCAGCAGAGGCAGCUGGUCCUCAGCCUGUGCCUGGACAAGCUGCAGGGUUGCCAGAUCGUCCAGGGUUGCCAGAUCCGCACAGAGCCCAGCCUGCACCGGUCAGUCCUGCUGGUGAACACGCUCCGGCAGAUACAGGAAGAGAUGAGACAGGAAGGGGAGGAGUCAAUGACCUUAACCGCUGCUGCUGCCCUGGCCGCUACAGGCCCCCUCCCUGCCCCUCCGGCCCCUCCGUUGCCGCAGAUCAUCAGCCUAGCGUGUGGAGCCCAGGCCUCGCUUCCUCCCAGUCCACCCCAGGACCUGUUUGACCUGAGCGGGUUGGACAGCGUCAGCAGCCUGCUUACCUGCCCGGGCUGCUCGGAGGAAGAGGAGGAGGAAGAGGCGGAGCUGGAGGUUUCUCUCGUCUCGUCGGCGUUUGCCUCCUCGGCAACGUCUACGCCCCUGCUGACCCCGGGUGACCCCGCGUCCUCGCCGGACGGUCGCCCGUCGCGCAGCUUCCACUCGCUCCUGGGCUCGUUCGAGCUGGUCAACUCGCCGGGCUACCUGUCGGACCUGGCGCUGGACGACAUCUUCGAGGACAUCGACACGUCCAUGUACGAUGCGUCGGACGUGUCGUCCAUCCUGGCGCUCGGUUCCUCGCGGGCGGCUUCGCUCGCCUCCCCCCUCUCUGGGCUGGACGACGGGGAGCUCAAGGUGGGCGCCAGCUGCCCUUCCUCAGCCACAUUACAGCUGUGCUUUUCUGAGGUCAGUGACCUGGACCACAUCAUGGAAGUCCUGGUGGGGUCAUAGACCCCCCCACCCCACCCCCUAGGGGGCAGCAAAGGGCUGGGGUGGGUGGACAUUGGCGUCCCAGGUUAUAGAGUUAGCUUAAUGAAAAGUGUAGGGCUCAGACCACAUCAUGAAGCCCCGUGGGUUUGAGUUCUACAGCCCCAAGGGGACCCUAAGGGGUGGACAGGAGUGACUGUGGUACCCCAGAGUAGCCCGCAGUAUCGGCAGGAAGACCUGGGGUACAUCUUGGAGGUACAGGCAGGGGUCAUAACUCUGGUGGGAUCAACUCAAAAUAGUGAUAGGGACUGUGGCACACCAGUGAACCACAUCCUAAAGGUGCUGGGCAGGUUGUCAGUUCCCCAGGGAGAGUGGUGGCCUGUGAGGGACACGGGACUGGGGCAACAUGUCUACUGACGACAGCAUGGAAGACCAGCAGAAGAAGAGAAGAGAGGAGAACCAGGUAGAGGCAUUUGCAGUCUGCAUCAUCUGCUAAAUACACUUUGUUUUUCUACGGAUAUGCGAAAUACUCUAAUGAAGUCAACAGUUUUCUGAAGUUCUCUGUCAUCAUGUGUGGAACUGUGCUUUGUCCAUGUUAAUAUCUGGUCUGAUGCUGUCGCAGCUACAGCCAGACCUGAAACAGAAACUGAAAGUUGAUUCAGUUGUGGCCUACACUCAAAAGUGCGUUGGAGAGGGCAGUUAUGGCCCAAACUCAAGAGUGCGUUGGACAGGGCAGUCAUGCCUCAUUGUUGGGCGGCUGUUGCACUUAGCACACUUAAUUAAUUGCACUGAAACGCCACAAGGUAUUCUGUCAUAAACCCAGAGGAAAGAACAAGGCGGGGAGACACAUAACUGAUUUGAAUUGUACUCAAGAGCGGAAUUACCCAGCACCCAAUGUGACAGCUGACCAAUAACUACAGUAUGUACUGCCACUGUCUGGUUUAUUGAAGGAUUUGUUUUUUUCAAUGAAAAUGUUUGUAUUUUUAUAUAUAUUCAUAUAUACUCAGUAUUUGUUUUUUUUACAAUGUUGUAUCUGAAUAUGGAAACAAGAGUGAGAUUUGAAGCAAAUCAAACUAAUCCAUUCAUCACCUACUUGAAUGAAAGCAAGCACAGGAGGAGAGUCACUAGUCUGUAAAUGUUGUCAGAAAGAUUUUAUUGUAAUUUUACAGAGGAGUUAUGAAUUGUGUGUACAAUAAGGAGUUUGUCAAUACAUUGGAUGAGCACAUUCUGAGACAAAUAUAUUCUACCUCUUGGCAACGAGUGUCUGUUUAAGUUAAUAUGAUUAACUUUAUGGUCCUCUGGCCAUACAUGUUAUUUAUUUGUCUUGGAGAUGGAGAAGAACUGUCAUUUGGCAGCAAUUACACAAUUGCUGUUUAGAAAUAUUUAUGUAGGCGACUUUGUUUACUUUGACUUUUUACUCUCCUAUCAAAACCCAUGGACAGUUUCUCUAAGCCCCUUAGCGGAACUUCAUGGACGUCUGGGAUCACCAUAGCAACCUUGUUAUUUGCUUCAAAACAACACUGUGCCUUCAUGAUGGACCUGACUGCAGAACGGCUGUGGCCCUGCUCUGGCGCAGACGUGGCCUGAAUCAGUACCAGGUCCAGGGCGGGCUCGGCCCAGCGCAGCGUCCACUGCUACCGUGGGUCAUCAAGAGGUGGAAUGUUGACAAUCUGAACAGAAAUGGGACACGCGAUACACUGUGAUGAGCGUUCCGACGCCAAUGAGUGAAAAUUCCUUUCCUUCGCCUGCCUGCGUCAGGCUUAACGUACGCUGACACCCUGUCAGCAUUCUUACUUACUGUGGAGGAGGAGGAGGGGGAGAGGAGGAGAGGAGGGAGGGAGAGAGAAAGAAAGAGAGAGAACUAUCUGAACUGAGAAAGAAAAAGAUGUGGGGGAGGGGAUGUUUUAGCGGAGUGGUAAUGUGACUCCUGUCACAUGGGACGUACUAGAUUGUAAAAUAGCUCUUUCUCUCUCUGCUCUGCUCUGCGGUGUCUUUUAUCAGCACACGCAAAUGCAGCCGGUAGAGGAGGCCCCUCUCAGAAUGACACUCUGCCUUUCUACUUUUAUCUUACGGACAGAAAUGUUCCUGAAUAUUUUUACACGGUUUCAUAACAGGCAGUGUGUGUGUG
This is a messenger RNA of Alosa sapidissima (American shad), 3328 nucleotides long. Its product is annotated as SERTA domain-containing protein 2-like. Gene Ontology annotation, cellular component: nucleus. The transcript has 2 exons. Gene Ontology annotation, molecular function: transcription regulator activity. Bases 334 to 1224 code for a protein of 296 amino acids. NCBI's taxonomy places the organism in Eukaryota, Metazoa, Chordata, Actinopteri, Clupeiformes, Clupeidae. The record is from RefSeq and is a predicted model, not a curated record.